Messenger RNA from Mesorhabditis belari, 1695 nucleotides. Lineage: Eukaryota; Metazoa; Nematoda; Chromadorea; Rhabditida; Rhabditidae. The record is from the annotation of a GenBank genome assembly.
AUGGAUGGAGCCAACGUUCUCUGUCAGGCUUUCAAACAGCAGGGUAUUGAGUACAUGUUUGGAGUGGUUGGUUUUCCGGUGAUCGAGGUGGGAAUGGCCGCACAGGCACAUGGAAUCAAGUACAUUGGAUGCAGAAAUGAGCAGGCUGCAUGUUAUGCGGCUCAAGCGAUGGGCUACUUGACUGGCCGGCCAGCUGUUUGCCUCGUCGUCUCCGGUCCGGGAAUCCUUCAUGCCAUUGGCGGGCUUGCGAAUGCUACGAUCAAUUGCUGGCCAGUGAUUUGCGUCGGUGGCUCAUCAGACGUCGAUCAAGAGGGACGGGGAGCAUUCCAGGAAUGGCCUCAACAAGAAGCGUCACGAACCGCAUGCAAAUUGGUUAGCCGACCGACCACCGUCGAGGCGAUUCCGCUUCACGUGGAAAAGGCUGUGCGCACUUGUAUGUACGGUCGACCGGGUGCAGUUUACCUUGAUCUUCCCGGAAAUCUCGUCCUCACCUCCGUCGAUGAGAGCUCAAUUCCAACUCCAGCGAAAGUUGUGCUUCCUCCACCCGUUUCAGUUCCUCCACCCCCAAUCACUUUGAUGGCUUUGGAUGUAUUGAAGAACGCUAAAAAGCCGCUUGUUAUCGUUGGAAAGGGAGCUGCUUGGUCAGAGCGGGGUCCAACUGCUGUUCAUCGUUUUCUCACGCGAACCCAGUUGCCUUGGUUGGUGACACCCGGCGGGAAAGGGGUGAUCCCUGACGAGAUGGAGAGAUGCGUGGGCCCGGCUCGUUCUCAUGCACUCAAAGAAGCUGAUGUGAUCUUUCUGAUCGGCGCUCGUCUCAACUGGAUUCUACACUUUGGCUUACCGCCUCGUUUCAACAAAGAUGUGAAGAUUAUUCAGAUCGAUCUGGCGCCCGAGGAAUUCCACCAAAAUGUGCCCACAGAGGUGGCAAUGCUUGGCGAUAUCGGCGAGACGAUUUUCCAGAUGCUCGACCAAUUGAGCACUUCGUGGAAAUUCUGUCCGAACAGCGAUUGGUGGAAGGCGCUCAAGGCGAACUCGGAGAAGAAUCGAAAAAUCGUCGAGGGAAUGGCGAACGAUCACACGACUCCGCUCAACUAUUAUGCUGCUUAUCAUCCGAUCCGGGAAUUCCUUCGACAGAAUGACGUCAUUGUGAUCAAUGAGGGAGCGAACACGAUGGAUAUUGGACGAACCAUGAUGCCGAACGCGUUGCCAAAGCGACGCCUUGAUGCUGGGACGUUUGGAACAAUGGGUGUUGGACAGGGAUACGCAUUGGCGGCCGCUUUGUGGGCAAGAGAUCAUUCGCCGAAGACAAAGGUACUGGUAGUGCAAGGCGAUAGCGCGUUUGGCUUCAGCGGAAUGGAGUUGGAAACGAUUGCGAGAUAUCGAUUGCCCGUGGUGACGAUUAUCUUGAACAAUUCGGGAAUCUAUCGUGGACUCUCGAAAGAAGAUAUGGACUCAGUUGAUGGAGAUCCGUGUCUACAGUUGCCUGUUCUCUCAUUGAGUGCCGAAUGUCGAUAUGAUAAGAUGUGCGAAUCGUUGGGCGGUGUUGGGUACACGGCUCGAAGCGUUCCCGAAAUUAAACAGACUCUCGAAAAAGCUUACGGUAACACAAGCCAACCCUCACUGAUCAACGUGUUCAUCGCGACGGACAGUGAACGAAAGAAACAAGAGCACAACUGGUUGACAAGAUCGAAAAUG